AUGGAUUCAUCCAUUAAGAAAAGGAAAAGAGGAAUUAGAAGAAAAAUGAAGAAAAAAGCAAUAUGGGAAAAUCACGUAUUAUCGGUGCAUGAUAAUUUAGUUUUAAAAGAUGAUGGCACAGUAUUUGCAAUGUUUGAAGUGCCUGCGUCUAUUAUCUCAAUGAUGGAUAAUAAAGGAAAAGAGGCACACAAACAAGCGACACAAGCAGUCAUUACCAGUUUAUACGAAAAUUUAGGCUUUGAAAUUUUAGUGAAGCCACUUUCAAAAGAUUUACUUAAAUCAUAUGAAAUAUUAUUAAAAGAUUGCGACCCUAGAACUCGUGAAUUUGGAGAGUAUCUAUUAGAGCAGUCUUAUUCAGAAUUAAUGAAUGAAUUAGGAAACUUACAUCAUUAUAAAUUCUUUUUAACUGUUCCUUUGAGUGAUUUCUCAUUUUCAGGUGAUUUAAGAAAAAUGAUGAAAGAAGGCUGGCAACGUUUCAGAAAAUCUGUUGUAAAUUUGAUUCGUAGAGAAUUAGAAUUCAAUCUUAAUUGGUAUGAAUCCUAUAAACAAACGGCUUCAGAUUUAGAAAUGAAUUUAAAUUUACUUCAGGCUCGCCCUUUGAAGAGAGAAGAAACGCUCCUUUAUAAUUCACUUAAUUAUUUACGUGGUAUUGAAGUCAAUAAAGAUGAAGUGUUAGCUGAUGUUAAAAAUGCCAUUGAAAAUAUGGAUGAUACAACGAUAGAUGUUCGCUCCGAUGGACUAUUAGAAAUUCAUCAUCCACAAGGAAGUAGCCUAUUAAAAUUCUUACCAUUGGCUGAUUAUCCAGAAGUGGUUAAUAAUAUUCAUCUUAUCGAACACUUGCAAACUUUACCAUUUCCAGUUGAAUUUCGUAUCAAGGCUCGAUUUAGAAAAAAUAAAGGGGCUUUAGGAAUGGAAGCUACCGCAGAGAGAAAUCGAGAUAGAAUUGGUACGGAACUUUCAGAAGCAGAUGAAAAAGGAAAUGUGACAAAAUCUUCAUCUGUUGGUGCGUAUAUGAUUCUUGAAGAUAUUAUUUCUGGGGUAGAUAAUGGGGAAUAUUUCCUAGACUUCUUACCUGUUUUUGCGAUUACUGGUUCAACUCCUGAAGAAAUUAAUUAUUAUAAGAAGAUGUUAAUGACUGCCAUGGAAAGUUUAGGAGUUAAAAUUGUUCCUAGUCAAUGGGAUCAGCCUUAUCUUUUUUAUAAAAUGCGUUCAACUGAAGAAUUGACACGUUCAGACAGAUAUUGGGUUCAAAAUAUGAAAGUGUCUGCUUUUGUUGAAAACUUGUUUUUUGUCAGUCAAAAAGUGGGUUCAGAUAUUGGAUUUUACUUUGGACGUGUUGACCAUACCACUUUAAAUUGGGCAGGAAACUAUGAAAAGGCAAUUGCAAGUUCACCUACUCCGUUUUUCUGGAAUAUGUUUCAAGCCAAUAAAGAAGAUAUUGAAGGGAAAUUAGGAGAUAGUCCUCAUGUGGGUAUUUUUGGUGAUACAGGUUCAGGUAAAUCUUUCUUCGCAAAACUUGCAUUUGUUUAUCAUUCUAUCUUAAAAGGGUUGAGCCUUUAUAUUGACCCUAAAGAUGAGAUGAAAUCACAGUUUUUAUAUGUGAGGGAUAAAUUAGAAUCUUAUUUGCCAGAAAUGGAAGAAAAAAUAGCGGAUUUAGUCGCUCUUAUUGAAGAUGAUGAAAUUUUGGAACGAAGAAUUAGAAAUCUAGAGUUUGCUUAUCAUAAGCCUUUGAUUGAUUAUAUUAAUCAUAUUCAUUUUGUCAGUCUAAAUACAAAAGAUAAAAAGAAUAUUGGGGCAUUAGACCCUAUUGUAUUUUUGGAAAGUGAACAAGCAAAAGAACUUUCUACACAAGUUACUGAAGGGCUGAUUGGUACAAAAUUGACUGAAGAUGAUAGAUUUGAAAACUCAUUUAACUAUCAUUUACAACAAGUCAUUGAAAGAAGAGCAAAAGGUGAAACUGUUGGAUUGCUUAAUGUUUUUAAAGAAAUGGCAAAAUCAAAAGAAGAACUUAUUAAAGACCGUUCGGAAAAUAUCCUUUCAAAAAUAUCAGGUACAAUGCUAGAACUUGUCUUUUCAGAAGGUAAAAAUCCGUCAGUUAGUAUGGACGACCACAUCACCGUUUUAGGGGUUACAGGACUUAAUCUAGCUAAAUCAGGUGAAGUAAAAACAGCUCAAAAUAAAAUGUCAGAUAUUAUCAUGUAUGCGUUAGGUGAUUUUUGUCGAUUCUUUGGUGCAAGAAAUCGAGACCAAGAAACGGUUAUUUUCCUUGAUGAAGGUUGGUUCUUUAAUACAACGGAUAUUGGAAAAGGUAUUUUAAUGCGGAUGAAGCGUGUUGGACGUUCGGAAAAUAAUUUCUUGGCUUUGAUUACUCAAAGUGUAAAAGAUGGUUCAUCUGAUGAAGAUGAUACAGCUUUUGGAACAAUUUUUGCUUUUAAAGAAACUGGAAAUACAAAGGCAGUUCUUCAAGCAUUUGGUUUACCUGAUGAUGACGAAGAUGUGAUAACUUGGUAUGAAAAUCAAACUAAAGGUCAAGCCCUUGCUAAAGACCCUUUCGGUCGGAUUGGUCGUGUUGUAAUUCAUGGUCAAAAUUCAGCAUUGAAUGAAUGCUUUAAAACAACGUUUAGUGAAAUGGAAUCAGCAAAGGCGGUGGCAUAG
This is a messenger RNA of Colletes gigas, 2655 nucleotides long. RefSeq lists its product as uncharacterized. NCBI's taxonomy places the organism in Eukaryota, Metazoa, Arthropoda, Insecta, Hymenoptera, Colletidae. Bases 1 to 2655 code for a protein of 884 amino acids. The transcript has a single exon. The record is from RefSeq and is a predicted model, not a curated record.